AUGAAGUUCUCCACAGCAGCCAUUGCCCUUCUAGCCGGCGUCGUCGCCGCGGCGCCCGCCUCCGAAGUCUCCCGCAGCCGCGAGCGCCGCGCCGGAGGCAGCGAACUCAUCCAGCAGCUCCAGUCCACCUUUGACCGCAAUAACCCGAACGGCACCCCCGCCGCGGCCGGAGACCCUGACGACCUCAACGGUGAUGGUGUCAUCAACGUCUUCGAGGCAGGAGCCCAAGCCAGCAAGCGUAAGCGCGGUGGUGGCGGUAACGGUGGCCAGCAGGCUGCUGGUGCCGGUGCUGGGGGCAAUGGUGCCCAGGCCAAGGGUGGCAAUGCCGGCGGUAACGCCAACAACCAGAACAAUGCCGGCAAUGCUGCGGACGAAGAGGACGCCGCGGCUGGCAACGGUGCUGCCGCUGACGACGGGGAAGAUGCAGCUGCCGGUAACGGCAAUGCCAAUGCAGGCAACGGAAACGCGGCCGCAGACGAUGAGGAUGCGGCUGCCGGCAACGGCGGCGCUGCUGCGGAUGACGAAGAAGACGCUGCUGCUGGCAACGGCAAUGCCGGUAAUGCGAACGCCGGUAACGCCAAUGCUGGAGCCGGCAACGCGAAGGCUGGUAAGACCAAGAACGCCGGUAACGGUGCUGCCAACAACGCUGGCAACGCCAACAAUGCUGGAAAUGCUGCUGCUGGCAACGGUGCUGCCGCUGACGACGAGGAGGACGCUGCCGCCGGCAACGCUGGCAAUGCCGCCAACAACAACAACAACAAUGCAGGCAACGCAGCCGCCGAGGAAGAUGCCGCAGCUGGAAAUGCCAACGCCGGGAACGCAAACGCCGGUAAUGCCAACGCUGGAGCAGGAAACGCAAAGGCUGGCAAGAACAAGAACGCCGCCAACGGCGCUGCCAACAACGCCGGUAACAAUGCCGGCAACGCCAACAACAACAAUAACGCUGGCAAUGCCGCUGACGAAGAGGACGCUGCUGCUGGCAAUGCAGGCAACGCCGCCGAUGAGGAGGACGCCGCCGCUGGAAAUGGCAACGCUGCUGCUGAUGACGAAGACGCUGCCGCCGGCAACGGGAACGCCAACGCAGGCAAUGCGAACGCUGGAGCUGGAAACGCAAAGGCCGGCAAGAACAAGAAUGCCGGCAACGCCAACAACAACGCCGGUAACGCUGGUAAUGCCGCCGAUGAGGAAGACGCCGCUGCAGACAACGGAAACGCCGCUGAUGAAGAAGAUGCUGCCGCCGGCAACGGCAACGCUGCUGACGAGGAGGACGCCGCUGCCGGUGGCGCCGCGAACAACGGGACUGCCAACGCCGGCGCUGCUGCCGGCGGUGCUGGUGCGGGCAAGGCUAACAAGGCGAGCAAGGCCAAGGCCUCUCGCAACGGCCGCUCUCUCAACCUCUACGCCGCGCGCAACAUUGCGCGCGGCCGGGACUCUGAUGACCUAGACAAUCCCAAAGGCGCCGGUGAUGACUCUGAACAGACUGGUGGGCCAAAGGGCACAGGCAAAGGCAAGGGCAAGGGCAAGAACAGGUCGAAAGGCAAGCCUUCGUCGUAUUCGUCUAGGAAAGGCGACGAGGGCGGAAAUGGGCCUGGGAAGGAUGGCCGACCUGAUCGGUCUGGCGAUGGCCUCAGGGUGGAAGAAAGUCCCGCAAUGAUCGGUCGCCCUGAUGGUCCCGGGUCUGGGCUUGGGUUUGCUGAGUUGUCCGAGUUUUUUGAGAUUCGGUGUGAUGAGUGA
Colletotrichum abscissum is the source of this 1734-nucleotide messenger RNA. RefSeq lists its product as uncharacterized. Bases 1 to 1734 code for a protein of 577 amino acids. The transcript has 2 exons. The record is from RefSeq and is a predicted model, not a curated record. NCBI's taxonomy places the organism in Eukaryota, Fungi, Ascomycota, Sordariomycetes, Glomerellales, Glomerellaceae.